AUGGCAGGACUGCAGAGAGGAGUCCCCAGUAACGAGAACCACCUGCUCGUCAUCGUCAUCAUCUCGGUCGGAGCCUUCACCAUCAUCAUAGUCAUCGUCGGAGCCUUCCUCUGUACCAGACGCACCAACUCACACCAGAAGAAAAAACGCGCCGCCUCCAAGUCCUCCAAUGGUUCGCACAAGUACAAGGGUAACUCCAAAGACCUGAAGCCUCCAGACCUGUGGAUCCAUCACGAGAGGCUGGAGCUGAAGCCCAUGGACAAGUCCCCGGACCCCAACCCCGUGAUGACGGAGACCCCCAUCCCCCGCUCGUCCCAGGACAUCACCCCCGCGGACAGCGUGAUCGAGGCCAGCCACCUGCAGCAGCGACGCAACUCCUACAGAGCGGUCAUCUCAGCUCACCCCAUCCACUCCCUGGACUCGCUCCAGCCUCAGCACUACCACAGCCUGGCCUCGCCCACGCGCACCUACCUGUACCACCCCCAGGCCAGUGGAGGGCGCUACCACCCCUGUGCCUCCCCCAUCGCUCACCUGUCCCGGGGCGAGUCUAUAGAGUCGGUGAGGAACACGCCGUGCUCGGACGCCCCUCCCCCGGCCUCCUCGCUCUCCUCGCAGCUCUCCUCGCAGCUCUCCUCGCAGCUCUCCUCGCAGCUCUCCUCGCAGCUCUCCUCGCAGCUCUCCUCGCAGCUCUCCUCGCACAUAUCUCAUUCUUCUGUUCUUUAA
Molecule: messenger RNA, 723 nt
Organism: Knipowitschia caucasica
Lineage: Eukaryota; Metazoa; Chordata; Actinopteri; Gobiiformes; Gobiidae
Source: the annotation of a GenBank genome assembly